This is a messenger RNA of Ostrinia nubilalis (European corn borer), 2068 nucleotides long. RefSeq names its product THAP domain-containing protein 5-like. The transcript is spliced from 6 exons. Lineage: Eukaryota; Metazoa; Arthropoda; Insecta; Lepidoptera; Crambidae. Bases 641 to 1438 code for a protein of 265 amino acids. The record is from RefSeq and is a predicted model, not a curated record.
GGGUAGACACUUCUCAUACAAAAACUAGUCUCUAUAUGUAGCAAUUGAUAUACAACCUUACCCCUUAAGUAAUAAAGUGCAUUUUGGAUUGAUUUCACUAUAGCAGGGGAACCCGCGGAUCAAUACCACCAUACUAAAAAUAAUUGUUAGUGUCCUUAUGUUGGUAGUAUUGUUAGUUUGACAAAUGAAAAAAAAUGUCUGUCAAUUGAGUUUGAGUUUUUAACCGGCGAAUUGAUUCGUGUGAAGUUAUUUUCUCAGAUUUGGUGCAAUAUUACUGUAAAUAAACUUUUCUGUCGUUUACGUUGAGUUGAUUAAGUUCCUCCGUAUCGGGCGUGAUAAAGUUUGCUGUUCAGUGUUAUGUUUUUUGUGAGAUAGAGACUCUUUUAAAUAAGCUGUGUUUCAACUUCUACAGAAGUUUAAACUCUUAUUUACUUUUCUGUUUAAUGGGUAUGUUAUCUACUUACUUGAAAUAUUAGAUCUAUUACAAAUCUAUUAUUCAUUAAAAACAACCCUAUGUGAUGAAAAUGUAAAUGUACUUUCAAAACUGGUAAAUGCAUGAACCAGGGCAUUGACACUGGUUGGAGAGAAAUUAUAGGCUUUGUUUAAUUAAUACCUAUUUCAUUUUAGGCUUCUACUGAUAAUGGAGAGUAGAAACAACAAGAAGUGCGUUAUUUGUAAUAAGAGGCGAAGUCGUGGUGGAUCACCCUUACUUUUGAGUAGGUUUCCUCUGGAUUCUGACCGUUGUCGAAUGUGGGUUAAAAAUGCUGGCAUAGAAGACUUAGCAUAUGUACCUAUUGAAAAGUUACACCAACUGAAGUUUGUUUGUGGUGGGCACUUCACUCCUGAAUCCUUCAAUGCCAAAGGAACUCGGCUGAAGAACUCAGCUAUUCCAACACUGGAAUUGAGCAAUCCCAUCUUGCCAGAUGAAGUUUUGACAGAGUUUCCUCUUCAUGUAAAAGACUCCAAUAAAGAAAACCUCAAGACAGUUCUUUAUGAUCAUUCAUAUUGCAUUCCAAAGAAGUCAAAUCCAGUUGAACGAGUUCCCCUUACAACUACAACCAAACAACUAAAUUCAACAUGUUUGGGAGCUGUGGAUAUACCAGAUUCUGGUAUUUCUGCGAAAACAACUUUUGAACCUCUUCCUUCUACUUCCAAUGCACCAGAACAUAUGACCUAUAAACCCAUUACUCAUGAUGAUAAAAACAUUUGCCAUCAAGAUGCACAGGCAGAAAUAUUAGUCCACAGUUAUAAAAGACCUAAGAAAAACAUUGAAAUGAAAGACACUUCAUCAACAUUUACAAUUAAAGAGAAGAGGCUUUGGCGACAGUUACAAAAUGCAAAAAAAAACAAUAAGGAAUAUAGCGAAGUCAAGAGUGAAUUUAGACAAGUUAGAUUCGGAAGUGCUGACAUCGUUAGUAAAGGAUGUAGUGCAGAAUAACAAAAAAAAGUCACAAGGAAAAAGGUGGACUUUAGCCAACAAAAUAUAUGCUUUGGCUAUAUUUAAACGGUCCCCUAAAGCAUACCGCUAUAUGCAAAAGCUGUUUACGCUACCAAGCACUAAAACGCUCCAAAGGAUUUUAAAAAAUAUACCAAUGGAGCCUGGUAUAAAUAAAAAUAUAAUUGAUAUGUUAGAGGCAAAAGCAUCAAGUAUGCCAAAGGAAAAUAAAUAUUGCUCGUUAAUAUUUGACGAGAUGGCGUUAAAGAAACGGAUAAUUUAUAACGAAAUUGCUGAUAAAGUGGAUGGCUACGUGGAUUAUGGAGAGGGCGAGAACAUGGGACGAGAAAAGAAAAUUGCAGACCAUGCGUUAGUGUUUAUGAUACAGGGUGCUAAACAUAAAUACAAACAAUAUAUUGCGCACUAUUUUGUGGAAGGCACAAUAUCAACAGCAAAACUGGCAAAAAUUAUAUCGGACAUCAUCAAAAAAUUAAAAGAAAUCGGAUUUAUGGUUCUAACAACAGUUUGUGAUCAGGGAUCUACAAAUAUAGGAGCUCUUAACAUGUUAAAAAGAAACUGUGGACAAGGCAUAGAUAGCAACUUUUUCUCUGUAAAUAAUGACAAAAUUUUUAU